AUGGGUUCAAAAGCAUUUGAAGCAGAAGCUAUUAUAUCAGCAAUAGAAAAAGUAAUUAGCGAAGUCAAGCCAAAGAAGGUAGAGGCUGGAGAGACAAUUGAGGUAAGAGUAGGAAUCAAAGGAUACGACCCAGCUAGAGACAAGAGAUUCCGAGGGGAGGUGACUCUGCCCUACUUGAAGAGAAAGGAGGAGAAAGUCCUUGUGCUGGCUGACAUUCACUUGACGAACGCACUAGAGGGAUCAAACAUUCCAUACAUAUCCUUUGACGAGUUCAAGGGAAAGACCCCAGAAGCAAAGAAGAGAAGAAAGAAGCUGGUGAAGCAGUACCACUCUUUCAUUUCAGUGCCAACCCUGUACAAGGUGUUUGAGCCAGCAAUCUUCGCCGGAAAGAAGAAGCCUGUUUACAUGAUCAAGAACAUAAACGAGAUAAAGAACUACUACGAAGAUGUAAAGAGAAAGAUUCAGCUGAAUCUGAAGGCUGAUCUGCUUAUUGGAUUCCCCGUUGGAACGACUAAAAUGAGCGCAAACGAAGUGUCUCAGAACACCUCCACCGCAAUGACCGCUCUCAUUGGCCUUCUUAAGAAGGGGAUCCAGAACUUGAGAUCCGUUGAUAUUAAAACAGACCAGGGAAAGCCUAUUAGAUACUUCCCGCUCUAA
Nematocida major is the source of this 657-nucleotide messenger RNA. RefSeq names its product large subunit ribosomal protein L10Ae. Gene Ontology annotation, biological process: translation. The record is from RefSeq and is a predicted model, not a curated record. The transcript has a single exon. The coding region runs from base 1 to 657 and encodes 218 amino acids. Gene Ontology annotation, cellular component: large ribosomal subunit. Gene Ontology annotation, molecular function: RNA binding; structural constituent of ribosome. Lineage: Eukaryota; Fungi; Microsporidia.